This is a messenger RNA of Rhipicephalus sanguineus (brown dog tick), 483 nucleotides long. Its product is annotated as E3 ubiquitin-protein ligase RNF185-like. The transcript has 4 exons. The record is from RefSeq and is a predicted model, not a curated record. NCBI's taxonomy places the organism in Eukaryota, Metazoa, Arthropoda, Arachnida, Ixodida, Ixodidae. The coding region runs from base 139 to 483 and encodes 114 amino acids.
UUGGUGCUAACAGUAGGCAUUUAAUUAAUGGAUCGCGUUUAGUUCGUUUGUCCGUUGAACUGGCCAUUGCGUGACCUCUGACCCCGAAGCCUACCCGAGACUGCUGACUGACCGUCACGUUUCUUGCAAGCUUUCGCCAUGAAUCGCACUGAUUACGACACAGCGUUCAGCUGCCCGGUCUGCCUGGGGCCCAGUCAGAACAUGGUGUUCGGCAUGUGCCAGCACUUCGUGUGCGCUUCCUGCCUGUACGAGCCGGUCGACGAAAGUUUGAAGGCUGCGCUUCAGUGUUGUCCCAUCUGCAAAGCCAAGAACGCAUUCCCACUUUACUGCCCAGACAUUCCGGACACCACUAAGCAGCUGAUGAACAUUGCUGGCGUCGUGAAGUGCCCUCGGAAGCGGUGUGGCGAGGAAAUGUGGACUUGGGAGGAGAAAGAACACGAAAAGGUUGCGGAGAACUUCAACGGUGUUACAGUGGUGUUCUGA